CUUUAAAUGUCACAGAUAAAAAUAUCACAGCCACAGCAGAGUCAUAUUCACCGACAUGUUUGUGUCUGCGCUUUUAUUUUGUCUCUUUAACGUCGUCAUGUCCGACAAACAGCUGACUUCGGUGGACUUUGAGAUUUUUGGGAAUGUCCAGGGUGUUUGCUUCAGGAUGUACACAGAGGAUCAGGGUCGUAGUCUGGGACUGAGCGGCUGGGUGAAGAACACCAGACAAGGAACUGUGAUUGGUCAAAUCCAGGGACCACCGGAUAAAGUCAGCGACAUGAAGCAGUGGCUGAAAAGCGUUGGCAGCCCGAGCUCUCGAAUCGACCGCGCUGUUUUCUCCAACGAGAGAGACAUUUCCAAGCUGGAGAUCCACGGUUUCUCUACUCGCUACUGAGCAUGCUCAGUGGUGACGUUACUGCUUAUAACUGUAGUUGAGCAAUGGACAGAACAACGGUAGUAAAUAGUCUGGAGGAAGUGUGGGCGGGGCAUCGAUAUCGUGGCUCCACCCUUGGACUGUACUGAUCAGACUGUGGCUCCAAAGUUGCAAGAUGGCGACGUCCAUAUCCCGGGGAAAACAGCGUCAGUUUGGCCAGUGAAAGGAAGUGUUGUCCAUAUUUAUAUACAGUCUAUACAGGUGGAACCAGAUGGAGGUUGAUGACUGUUACGGCUAUGCUAUAAAUAAAUAAUGAUGUUCGUCUUA
Messenger RNA from Mugil cephalus (flathead mullet), 700 nucleotides. Its product is annotated as acylphosphatase-2-like. The record is from RefSeq and is a predicted model, not a curated record. Bases 56 to 394 code for a protein of 112 amino acids. The transcript is spliced from 5 exons. Gene Ontology annotation, molecular function: acylphosphatase activity. NCBI's taxonomy places the organism in Eukaryota, Metazoa, Chordata, Actinopteri, Mugiliformes, Mugilidae.